AAACUUUAGUAGCGCGCACGACGCGAGUGAACACACACGUGCUCGUGUUUAAUUAAUAAAAUGAAUAUUAUUUCGUUGGCUAUAUGGACUUUAGAAAAAAACUGUUUUAUAGUUUACAGUGGACUUAUAGUUUGUUUUGUGGCGUUUACUUUGUAUCAUAAGAAUAAAUUGGAAGAGUAUUAUAGUGAGAAUUCGAAAAAAGAAAAGUUGGCGCGAACUGGGAAUGGCGGGAAAGCUCGAGAUUUCCAAGAUGAUGGGGACGAUGACCCCGAUCUUCUGGUGCCAUCGAUCCCGGAAGACACUGCUCACAUCCCCUACAGGCCUCCCAGGAGGUCUGAUGAUGAGAUCCUCACGAGGUCCCGGGAAUACUAUGAGCUGAUGGCAGAGAGAAGGACCGUGAGGUCUUUCAGCUCGGAGCCCAUCCCUCAAGAGGUGUUGGAUAAUCUUAUUAAAACUGCUGGUACUUCUCCAUCAGGGGCUCACACAGAACCCUGGACAUUCGUCGUCGUCCAAGACCAGGAGAUGAAAGCAGCCAUAAGAGAGAUAGUAGAAGAGGAAGAAGAGUUGAACUACAAUAAGAGAAUGUCCAGACAAUGGGUGACGGACUUAAAGCCAUUUGCCACGAAGCCACUGAAGCCAUAUCUGUCUGAUGCACCAGCGCUGGUGUUGGUGUUCCGACAGACGCACUCCUGGAGAGAAGAUGGGAAGAAGAGGAUGCAUUAUUAUAGUGAAAUCAGUACUGCGAUCGCUGCUGGGAUUUUGUUGGCUGCUAUUCAUUACUGUGGCCUAGUAGCCCUAACUUCAACUCCUUUAAACUGCAACGCCCGUCUCCGGGACCUGCUGUCCAGACCCCUCAAUGAGAGGCUGGAGCUUCUCCUACCAGUAGUCAGACCCCAUGAGGACACCACCGUGCCUGAUCUCCAACGGAAGACUCUAGAAGAAAUCAUGGUGAAGAUCUGAAAGGCUGAUUUGUGAUAUUCUUGUAUAUAUUUUUGAGUUACUUGAUACAUUAUGAUCGGUGCAGAUAGGGCUACAUGUCGAGAACUGCUUGUUGCUGUGUCUGCGCCGGCCCUAAGGAUGUUUUCUAUUUGAAAUAGAAUUGAGAAUUGUUA
Molecule: messenger RNA, 1112 nt
Organism: Helicoverpa zea (corn earworm)
Lineage: Eukaryota; Metazoa; Arthropoda; Insecta; Lepidoptera; Noctuidae
Gene: Iyd
Product: iodotyrosine deiodinase 1
Exons: 4
Coding region: 61-960 (299 amino acids)
Molecular function (GO): oxidoreductase activity
Source: RefSeq, a predicted model, not a curated record